CACUAGAAUAACCAACCACUUUGCGAGUUCCAAGUAGCUCAAUACAGCUCAUUUCACCCCUUAAUAUUGAUUAGGAGAAAAAAGUUGAAUUUUUAAAGCCGAGUGAAUUACUUGCAGAUCACUGGGCGCUUCAAUGUUCCUCACUUCCUUUCCGCCGAUGAAAACUUCCCACUUUUGCUCCCCAAUCUCCUCGACUCUCCCCACUCUAUCUCGACCUCUCCUACACCGUUAUCGACACGCUCGGCCUCGUGCCCUGCCUUAUUCACAGGUACGGCCGCUAAUUUAGUUCCAUAACCGCCGCUAGGCAUUUCCGUUGUUGAAUCUGUUCCAUAAGCGCUACUGAUCUCCCCUAUAAUCUCUAGUUAUUGUCCGAAAAUCUGUUGAUUCGUGCUUAGCAACCAGUCAUGAGUUCCUGUAUUGCCAGAAAAGUUAUGAAAAUGGAGAUCGACAAGUCCAUUGCUCUUCAAAAACAAGUACGUGAUAAUGCUGAUACCCUGCGCAAUGAGUUCGUGGAUAUGAAGAAUUGGGAGCAGCAGAUGAAAAAAGCUGACAUGGAACUGAGAGGAUCUGUUGUGGACCACACUCAGUCAUUGCCGCCCAUACGAAGGAAAAAGACUUCUUCGAGAUCAAAAUCCAAAAGUAAAGACAACGGCAGCAAAUGCAAGCGUAUCAAGUCGUACGAUUACUCUGCGUGGGAUAACUUCGAUGCCGAUAAGGCAUGCGAGGAAAUUGAUAAAGAGAACGAGUCGGAGGACUCAGGAGAGGAAUUACUGAGUAAGGAGGAGCUAGAAAAAAAUCAUGAGGAGGCAACUAAGCACAAAGUCAUGGGGAAUACUUACGUUAAACAGCAAAAAUGGGACAAAGCUAUGGCAUGCUACAGUGAGGCCAUCAAAGUCUUCCCAUAUGACGCAGUUUUUUGGGCGAAUCGAGCUCUGUGUCAUCUGAAAAUGGAUAAUUUGUAUUCAGCAGAAUCAGACUGCACGUCAGCCAUCCAAAGAGAUGAGCAUUACGUAAAAGCUUAUCAUCGACGAGCCACUGCCAGAAUGGCAUUGAAACAGUACGUUGAAGCUGUCGAGGACCUGGAGAAAUUAUUAUCCCUCGAGGGCCACAAUAAAGAAGCCAAAAAGAUGCUCGCAGCCGCCCAGAAGGCACUGCAAACUUCCAAGCCAGUAAUUUUAAAUACCACAAAAACUCAGGAAACAGUAUCGAAAUCAGAGAAAGACGAGAAGCCAACGAUUACCCUCAAGAUCGUUGAUGUACAUAAGACAGAAGUUAGUGAUGAGAAAUUUUUAGACAAAAAAUAUUUGAUAACUGACCAAGGGACUUCGAAAGGUGGAGAUGGGAGAACUAAAAAUUACCCAUGGUUGCCUGACGUUGGGGACGAUGUUCAGGAGAUUGAGGUGAUUAAUAAACUGCCGCAUCAAAGAUCAAAGAAACCUCUAAGAUCAGUGCCUAUAGUAACUUCGAAUCUGUCGCAACUUUCCAUGAACUCUACUGAUCCGUCACCGGUGAAACCUCAGGCCGAAAAUCAUUUGGAAAUGAAUUCAUCGGGGGACAGCCAUGGCAAAGCAUCGGAAGUAUUUUCAGUUGAAAAAUUAGUCUUACCCCCAGUUCCAAGAACAGCAGUGCAGUUCGCAAUGAAUUGGAGUAAAAAUAAAUCACCUGAAUUUCGCUACAAAUACUUGAAGCAAAUUCCAGCAGAAUCAAUUCCAAAAGUUUUUCAAGAUUCAAUGGAAUCGAGUACAUUUAGUGAAAUUCUGAAGAUCCUUUCAACGCAAUUCGUUCCUCACAAAGACUCAGUGUUCCAGUAUCUCAGUCACUUGACUGAAAUCAAGAGGUUCAGGAUGUUAACGAUGUUCAUGUCAAAAACGGAGAAGGAAGAUUUGGAAGGAUUGUUCACCUAUUGCAGAGCAACGGAAUCACGCCAAGAGGACGAGAUGGACACACUGCGUUCCAAGUACGAACUAUGAACCCCGUAUUGAUUCAACAAGUCUAAAAAACCGUGAUACUAUCGUUAAAAGCAAGUAAAAACUCAAAGCUUUAUGCAGAUUAUUUUUUAAUAACUUUAAGGACUAAUAAAAAGUAUUCUGAAACGUUAAUAACAAUUCUACGACUCAAUACUAUUAAGUCAUGAAACAACUCUCCAUCCAUCUAUGCAUUAAAUAUUAAAUAAAU
Messenger RNA from Fopius arisanus, 2175 nucleotides. It is a transcript of the gene spag, whose product is annotated as spaghetti. Bases 405 to 1970 code for a protein of 521 amino acids. NCBI's taxonomy places the organism in Eukaryota, Metazoa, Arthropoda, Insecta, Hymenoptera, Braconidae. Gene Ontology annotation, cellular component: protein folding chaperone complex. The transcript is spliced from 8 exons. Gene Ontology annotation, molecular function: protein binding. The record is from RefSeq and is a predicted model, not a curated record.